AAAGGAAAAAAUUUGUAGAAGCAAUCAAAGGCGCUGUCCGCGAUUUUGUGUAAAUUAUUGCAUUAAAGGUAAAAAGACUUUAUUAAAAUAAUAAAACUUUCUAAAUAAACCUUUUUGCUAAACAAUUUUGGUGAAUUUGAUUGAAGUUUUCUAAUGAAACGCACGUGAAAACGAAUUGAAACGGUUGAAAAUUGUGCUAACGAAGAGAAAAAUGCGAAGAAAUUUUAACGGGAAGAAAAAGGUGUUCAGAGUUGCUCGGUCUACUUCGCAGCGUUGUUGUUGCUGUCGUUAGCUCGGUAGCAGAGAUAGUGUCGCUUUCGAUUUUGUCGUGAGUGCAAAGGAUUUUGUGAAAAUCGAAGAAAUCGAAAUAAAGCUAUCUUCAAACAACUAAAAAACUGAUACUAAUUAAGAUAUAUAAAACAAUUUGAAAAAGAAGAUAAACUAAUAAAAGCGCAAGUUUAAAAGCCUUUGGUUUAUACUUGAAAGUAAUUAACGUCGCCAACAGCGCCGCUUUAUAAAUUCGAUCGGGCGUUUUGACAUUUGAUGACAUUUGCGCAGCAAAAGCGAACGUUUGGGUAUUUGCUCAAAGUGUGUAGUGGUUGAAUUUAAGUAACCAACGAGGAAUCAGGGAAAAGGAGAAAAUCAAUCAUUUUAUUUGGCAAACAGUUAGCUGUGAUUAAAUUUAUUAUCGUUAUGGUUUCCAUUGCUCUGUUCAGCUGAAAAGAAUAACAACUUUAUUCCCCUGGUUAAAUAUUUAUAUAUAUAAGACAAUGUCACCAAUAAAGUUGUGUUGACGCUGUCGGUAAAAAGCUUCUGAAUAUCAUAAGGGCACACGAGCACUUCAGAUCCGGUUCAAAAAAUAAGCGUGUGUCCAAGUAAGAAACAAAUAUUACUAUAGGCAAACGAGAAUUGCACAUACGGUACAAUUAAAACGGAAAAUAUAACUUAACCAAUGUAAUGAUAAAUUAGUAUAAAGCUUCAAUAGAACUGCAUUCAAUGUGCCAUUUCAUCUGGAGAUAAGGUUCAUACUAUUCCCAACAUUUAGUAUAUAAACACAUAUUUAACGUAGAUGCUUAAGUAAAGUAUUAGAUACCAAAAAAAAAAAUCAACAAAGGAUACACUACUGAAGAAUUCCCUCCACUUACUCGCAUCAGACAACAAAAUUACUACAAUCGCUGUUAUUUAAAUAAUUGCAUUUGGGCCACUAUAAAGAUAUCUCAUUCAACUAUUGUACUUCUAUUCAUAUUAAAGCUUACAGUUUGAGAACUAUAAUAAUCAAAGUUGGUUGAAAAUUACUCUCCAGAACUCGAAUUUAUAAGAUUUAUAAUAUUUGAGAACCUUGUAUUAACAAUAUUGAAAAAUCAACGAAUGAUAGUUCAAAGAAUAGCAUUAACAGUGAUGACUGGAUAGUUGUUUGUAUAAGCCUAUAUAGAGAAAAGGAGCAGAAAGCGUGGCAUUAACAAACAAAGCAGUUUGGAGAAUCACAUUUCUUAAGAAAAGAGCAAAAAUCGUCAUCCCUCUAAAAUAUUGAGACUCUUAAUAUUGAUUCAAGUUAUACUAGUUUUUAACUACACCUUUGUGUAAAUCAUAUUCGCAGGAGUGUGAGAACAUAAGAAGGAAGUACAACUGGUUACAAAAAAAAAAUACAAGGCAAAAAAAUGUCAUCGGGAACGUUUGUUGAUCGAAUUGAUCCAUUUGCCAAACGCUCGCUUAAAAAGAAAAGUAAAAAAAGUCAGGGUUCCUCACGUUAUAGAAAUUCUCAGGAUGUGGAGCUACAACAAUUGCCGCCGUUAAAAGCGGAUUGCUCAAGUUUGGAACAAGAAGAAUUAUUCAUUCGUAAGUUACGGCAGUGCUGUGUAUCUUUUGACUUUAUGGAUCCUGUAACGGAUUUAAAGGGCAAAGAAAUAAAGAGAGCUGCUCUAAAUGACCUCUCCAAUUAUAUAACACAUGGCAGGGGUGUGCUCACGGAACCGGUGUAUCCCGAAAUUAUACGAAUGAUUUCAUGUAAUUUGUUCCGUACACUGCCUCCCAGUGAAAAUCCUGACUUUGAUCCUGAAGAAGAUGAUCCAACAUUGGAAGCUUCAUGGCCACAUUUGCAGUUAGUCUAUGAAGUAUUUCUACGUUUCUUGGAAUCGCAGGACUUUCAAGCGACUAUAGGCAAACGUGUAAUUGACCAGAAAUUUGUUUUGCAGCUUUUGGAGCUGUUCGAUUCUGAGGAUCCACGCGAACGUGAUUUUUUGAAAACUGUUUUACAUCGCAUCUAUGGAAAAUUCUUAGGAUUACGCGCUUUUAUACGAAAACAAAUAAAUAAUAUUUUUUUGCGUUUUAUUUAUGAAACAGAGCAUUUCAAUGGUGUCGGCGAAUUACUAGAAAUAUUGGGCAGCAUCAUCAACGGAUUUGCCUUGCCUCUAAAGGCCGAGCAUAAACAAUUUCUUGUGAAGGUGCUAUUGCCUCUGCACAAAGUGAAAUGCCUUGGGUUAUAUCACGCUCAACUGGCAUAUUGCAUCGUACAGUUUCUUGAAAAGGAUCCAUACCUAACUGAACCGGUCGUACGUGGUUUGCUUAAGUUCUGGCCAAAAACAUGUUCACAAAAAGAGGUUAUGUUUUUGGGUGAGAUCGAAGAGAUAUUGGAUGUAAUUGAUCCACCACAAUUUGUGAAAAUACAGGAGCCAUUAUUUCGACAGAUCGCCAAAUGUGUGUCAAGUCCGCAUUUUCAAGUUGCUGAACGCGCCCUUUUCCUAUGGAAUAAUGAAUAUGCAAUGUCCUUGAUAGAGGAGAAUAACGCCGUCAUUAUGCCGAUAAUGUUUCCGGCGCUGUACAGAAUUAGUAAAGAGCAUUGGAAUCAGACGAUCGUUGCCUUGGUUUACAACGUGCUAAAAACAUUUAUGGAAAUGAACUCGAAGCUUUUUGAUGAACUAACAGCUAGCUAUAAAGCUGAGAGGCAAAAAGAGAAAAAGCGGGAGCGUGAUCGCGAAGAAUUGUGGAAGAAAUUACACGAACUAGAAAUAAAUCGUGCAAAAAGCGGCAGUGCCGUAGGCACGUCAGUGGCUAAUUCGGUGCUAGGAGCUGGAGGCAGUGGCGGCAGUGCCGCCGGCUCGCAACAAAUCAACUCUUAUCAACAACAACAAUCGAAUGCUAGCUUGGUAAACAGUGGAAGUGGUGGCGGUUCUGGUGACAACAAUCCUGCCUUGCUUAGCGGCGGUGCACAAAGUGGCGGUACCUCAGCAAAUCCUGGCGGUACGAACGCCUUUGCCAAAGCCAAAGCGGAAAAGGCAGAUAAUUAAACAAUGAGGCGACGAUCAAUUGUAAGAAAGAAAGAAACAAAAAGAAGAAAUAUAAAACACAUAAACUUAAUAAUAAUAAUAGUUUAGUGGAGUCUAAAAACCUUAAAAGAAAUAUUGGUGUUGUUAGUCAAUAAAGAAUCUUGGCAUUUGUGCGUCUACAACCCAGUGUAAGCCACAAAAAGAGGAGAAGAGAAUAUUUUUAAGUAAACUUGAAGUCCCUAUCGAAGUUAAACAAAAAUAAAGGAGAAAAAAAAUUGAAGCACCACACCAACAUGAUCAAAGUAAAAUCGUUUCAUCACCAUAAUAGAUAACCGGUAACAUUACCAUGAAAUCUGAUCAGUACUAGAAAAAUAAGAGGAUGAAGCUAAAUGUUGAUAAUAAUAGAAGAAUAAAAUAAAUAAAUGAAUAAAAAUGCCGGUAUUAAGAGCAUCAGAGUAUGGAUGUACAUUGGAGAGGCAGUAAACACUUACAACUGGGAUCGUGGUAUUACACAAAACAAAAGGAAAGCGUAUGAAAAGCUUAAAUAUUAAAAUUAUAUUAUGAAUAUAAAAUACCUAUUAUUUUACGAUUAAAAAAAUAUUAAAUAUAAAAAAAUUAAAUAAUUAUACAAGUAUAUGAGGAGGAUAAAAAUGCAAAUAAUAAACAUAAUAUAAUAUAUAGUGCAGAAAUGUUAGAAAUUGUAAACUAACCAAUGUAGUACAGCGAGUCUUUCUCUUUAGAACAAUACUAACACUACAACAACUAAAAACAAGAAAACACUCCUUGCUAUUAUUCUACACUAUAUUUGAAUAAUUAACUGGCGUUAAAAAACUGAGCAUAGGCCAAAAACUGCAACACUCAUAUGCUUUUAAUAUACCUACAUUUACUAAAACAUUUAUACUAAAUCAUUUUCAGUUAGUUUCAAAAGUGCGAAAAAGGUUAAAAAAUAAACAACCUUUAAGUUUAUACUACUUUAGUUUGUGUUAGUAAGAUUUUUUUUUUUUUUUCAUUAAUUUUAUUUUGAGAAAAAACUAUAUUUUUUAAUUUUUCCACCAACGGUUUCUGUGCAAAAUAGUAUAUUGCUUGGAUAUAUAUAUGCGUAUAUGUAAUCUUUAGUACAUUAACAAUAAAAUUGAAGGGAUAUUUAUUAAGUAUAAAAGAUGAAUUAUUUUUUACUGCUAACAGCACGAUUGAACAAGUUCUAGUAGAAGAAGAAAUAUGUAAAUAUGCACUGAUAUCUACAGUAUUCAAUAGUCAGAAAAGGCGUUCAGAACCACACAAAGAAGGUAACACAAACAUAAGCAAACAAAAAAGUAAAAAAAAAGAAAUGGCGUAAAAUUUAGAAAAAUGCAUGUAUUUCACACACAAUUGAUACCAAUUAUUAUGUCGUUACUAAAAGAAAAUUUAUUCUUUUGUUUAGUAAGUUUCAAAUCCCAGUAGCAAAAUGAGCAAAUAAAGUAUGUAUAUAAAAUGUUUGCAUAUUAUGAUCAAACGUUGUUGAUGAGCCGCUGCCGAUAAGAUUUUAUGUGUGACCGAUUCCAGUUACGAACGACUGCUAGAAAUUAUAAUAUAAAAUUAAUGAUCCAUACGCAAAAGCUUAUACAAUUCGGAAAAAAAAAUGUUAUAACUCAAUCGUACUCUACAUGCAUACAUACAUAUGUAUAAUUCGUAUUUAUACAAAAAGUGAGCGACUAAAAAUUUAUUGUGUGCUUGGGUGCGUGCGUGUUGUGUUGAUACGAGUGCAAUAAAAUUCGGUAAAGCCUAUAUCUGCGCUGACAAGAUAAAAAGCGUAGCAAAAACCUCUCUGAAUGUCAAAAGGAAAUAAAUAAAUUAAAAGAAGAAGUAAUAAAGAAUAAAAUGUUAUAUCUCACCCUUAUGCAUCCAUACGUAUAUACAUAUUCAUACAUUCGCACCUACAGUUCUGAAUAUUAGUAAUGAACUACAAACAAACACAAGUAACAUACAUACACACAUUUUGAAGGUGGUAGCGUACGUGCCAAUCUAACCAAAUCGGCUCAAUACGCUUGCUAAUUUUUGAUUUUCUAUUAAAAAAAAAACACUUUUUUUUGCUUAGUUGAGCAAUACAGUUAAAAGUUUUUCAGAACAAUAAUUUCCUUAUGUUCAUAUGCAUUUGUAUAUACAAACAAACAUACAUAAAUAAAAACAAAAGUGGUUAUAAUUUUUCUGAGUUCCCGCCAAACAAUUCAUUUCGAUUUGUGUAGUUGUAAUUGUAUAUGAAAGUACUACUUUAUAAAGAUUUGCGUUUCAUUUAAUUAAAAGAAAAUUAUUCAAAUUAUUUAUAUCUGCAUAUACAAAGUUGUUAAAUUUGAAUUCAUUGCAUUUAAAGUGAAUGUAAAUGUAUUUUGCUUGAGCGAGAAUAAAAUAAUAGAUGGUUUAUAUUGAUUUGUGAACUAGAAGUUUUCUAUAUACAAUAAAUAUUACGAUAUAUUCAUCACAGUCAACCCUGCUUAAUGGA
Messenger RNA from Ceratitis capitata (Mediterranean fruit fly), 5739 nucleotides. It is a transcript of the gene wdb, whose product is annotated as serine/threonine-protein phosphatase 2A 56 kDa regulatory subunit epsilon isoform. Gene Ontology annotation, cellular component: nucleus; protein phosphatase type 2A complex; cytosol. Lineage: Eukaryota; Metazoa; Arthropoda; Insecta; Diptera; Tephritidae. Gene Ontology annotation, biological process: signal transduction; protein dephosphorylation. Bases 1659 to 3284 code for a protein of 541 amino acids. Gene Ontology annotation, molecular function: protein phosphatase activator activity. The record is from RefSeq and is a predicted model, not a curated record. The transcript is spliced from 10 exons.